Rhopalosiphum padi (bird cherry-oat aphid) is the source of this 5540-nucleotide messenger RNA. RefSeq names its product probable serine/threonine-protein kinase DDB_G0272282. The coding region runs from base 16 to 2022 and encodes 668 amino acids. The transcript has 6 exons. The record is from RefSeq and is a predicted model, not a curated record. Lineage: Eukaryota; Metazoa; Arthropoda; Insecta; Hemiptera; Aphididae.
GUUAGACUCAACUAUAUGUGGAAACAUUUAAACAUCAGAGACAAACAUAAAUAUUAUGAAACUGCAACUAAAGCUCGCACGAUGUACAAUCUACCAGAACUUCCAUGUCAUGCAGAAAAUGAUCAAGAAAAAUUAGGAAAUACAUUUACAAAUAGCACAGAACCUAAUACCUCCAGUGGUUCAAGAGUAGUCGGGAAACUAGUUAAAGUCAAGUUUUCAAAAUCAUGCGCCACACCAAUAAUAACGCCUCUGAAGUUACAAGACGUCGUCGUUGAUCAGUUAGAAGAAAAAUCGGUGCGCGGUCGGCGCCAAGACGAAGUUGACGGUUUCGGUAAAAGAAAGCUGCGACAAGAUUACGGUGAGAUAUCGGAACACCAAGAUCACAGUGCGGAACACGUGUUCACGCCGCCUCUUGGUCACCGUGACGGUCAAGCUGCAGGCAUCGACGAACCGCGGAGGCGGUUGAUCGUCGCCGGUCCGGCUCCCGUCUAUCCGGCGAUCCGCUUAUCGUCGAGUCGCACCACAUCCACCAUCACCACCAGUCGCCUGCAGCAGAGUCCUCAGCUGCACCAGCGCCCGAAGGUCGACGAGGCAUCGACGACGUCGUCUUCUGCCCGACCGGAGGAAGUCAUGUUGCAACAGUACCAGCAGCAACCCGACUACACGCCCUACGGCGGUAUCGGGUACGGCGCGCAGCCCAACGCCGGUUACUACAACUAUGCCGCCACCGAGUCCUCUUGGUACGGUUCGCCGUCGUCGGGGACCGCCGAUCAUGCGCAAAUGGUGAGUGGCGAUCAACAAUUCUUAAACCAUGCCGGUUUAUCACAUAACGCGUGCAACACACAUAUCGGCGACAGUACAGGAAACUUCCUGAACCACGGUUAUCAUCAGGCUACGUCGACAGGGGCGUCGACGUCUUCGGCGGAAUCGUUCGCCGCCAACAACCAUCCGGUGUCCCAGGCCGACAUGACAGACCCCAUGGCAGACUUCUUGGGCGGCCACCAAAACAUGACCGAAAACGACAAGAUCAUCAAGGAGGAGUCCAUUGACUGGCUCUCGACCAUCAUAAACGACGAAGUCGUCGACCACGGUAACCGGCCGGACGUUUGUGACGGGGGCGGUGGUGGUGGUGGUGUGGCGGGCGCAGGUGGCAACGGCGCGAAACUCGUCGGCGACUUGCCGUGCGAGAGCAGGGAAUCCAACGGCCGGUUACCGAACUUUCAUCAAGCUUUCGGGUCCACCGAGAUAGGCAGGUUCUCGCAGCACGAGUACUACGAACCGCCGAAAGACUCGAACAUCGGCGAAUGUCAGUCGGCCGGCCGGUCGGGCGCCGUGCAACAAACCGGCGCCGGGACGUCGCAGCGAUCUGACGAACAGCACGCGGUGGCGGCGGCGGUGGCGUCGUCGUCGUCGUCGGUGUCUUCGUCGUUCGAACCGCCGCGGCAACAGAACAGGCGUGGACGAGCGCAGCGCGGCGGCGGCCAAAACCGGCGCAACAGCAAACAGACCAGAACGGCGGCCGCCGCCGCUGCUGCGGCUGCUGCCGUGGCCGCCCAACAGUACGCGGGCUACGACGUGACCGGUGCCGCGGUGGGCAGGCACCAAGUACCUCCGUACCACCACCAAGAUCCGUACAACCGGAACCAUCAUCAUCACGCCCAACAGCAGCGGUACCACCAAGAGUACCAUCACCAAAACCAGCAGACGCCGUACCAGAACCACCAACAGGAGUAUUACAGGCCGUACGACCGGAUGCACUACCAGCAACAACAGCAGCCGCCGUUGCCACAGAACCAGUACUACAGCGGCAGUAACGGUAACAACAACGGUGGCGGAAGCAGUAGCAACAGCAACAGCAGCAACAACAACAACGGUAACCGGGAACAGUCGUACGCGGGCGGUUACAACAACCGGUUUCACUCGUGCUGUUCUACUGAGCACAUAGCCAGGCCCAGUCAUCACCAAAACUACGGCGGUUCCGGCCAGUAUUACGGUGAUUACAACACUUACAACCAAUGGUGAUGCGAUGAGUAGUAAGUGCUCGUCGUCCACACCGUUGCUGCCGCCGUGUCAUAAAAUAUCGUUUUUAACGUCGUUUUAAAAAAAAAAUAAAAAAUUAUUAUAGUUAUAAAAAAAAAAAGGUAUGUUCCGUUUGUGCGCACCACCAACAACGGCGGGUGUGCCUUUCAAACAGUCCCUCCUCCCCACACACCCUCCGACCACUUUCCCGACAGAUGCAAAAAAAAAUAAAAAAUAAUGUUUAUCAAAUUAAUAUUUUUAACUCACUAUAUAUCUGUGAUACGAUGACGAUGGUAAUACAUGGUAUAACGGUUAUUCGAUGUGUAUUAUUAUCAUCACUACGUUAUGUGCAACAACAAAAUUUGUGGCUUGAAAUGCGAGCGUAAAAUGCCGUUUUUUAUUUCUCGGACACGCAACGAGAGUCAAUUAUAAUAUAUAUAACGUCGAAAACGAAAUUCCCGAAUUGUACAUUAUUCGUCUUCUCGUGUCGCGUUUUACAACAACAACUACACCGGGCGUGUAAAAACGAUAACCGUUUAACUUUAUACAAAUAACUACUAUUUAAAACAAUUAUUGAUAUUACGUCGAACAAAAACCACCACCACUGCGCGCGACCGCGGUCGCCAUCACGUCUGUCACGCGCGACACCUGUGCUGCAGACUGCUGCGCCGCCGUAUGUUGUUGUGCGGUGCGCGGACACCGAAGAAUAAGUCAUCGGACUCGCCCGAGAUCUAUAUAAUAUUGUUAAUGCGAAAUAAUCACGACGUGGUGCCAGACAGGAGACUUUCCGUUUUUUUCGCGUCGGAAUUCGGCCGCGGAUCUCGAAUUCACCGGCGUGGUGUGUCGUCCGUGUACGUUAUAAUAUUAUAAUAUAUAGUGUUGUAACAGUAUACCUAAUAAUAUGGGCGGUCUUCUUCUAUAUCUUCUACAAACCGCGACGGCGGCGGACGUCUCGUCUCGUUUCGAUGUUUUAUAAUCGUAUAAUUUACAUUAUAUAGUGUUUAAGUCGUUGUGCCUUAUUAAUUAACGGUUAAUGUUGUAAAAUGCACCAUUAUAUUAUUAUUAUUAUUAUUAUGAAUAAAUUAUAUAUUACUGUAUAAAAUUAUAUCGAUAGCAUAUUUUUUUUUCAUACAUAUAUAUAUAUAUAUAUUAUAUUAUAUAAAACAUAAAUUGCGAGCUAAGCCGCGUUUAAAAAAGUCCGACGCCCGUAGUUUAAUUUACAUUUUGUUUUUAUUUAUAUCAUUUAUUAUUAUUAUUAUUAUUAUUAUAUUGUUUAGUUUUGUUUUUCGAUUCCGUUUGUAUAUUAUAAUAUAAUAAUAUAUCGUAUCUGUGUUGCUGGUAAGAGGGAGCAAUGAUACAAGUUUUUUAAGCUGUGCGCUAUAUUAUUUCGUUUUAGACGAUAAAGCAGAGCCUGCAGCAGUGUUUUAAUCCUACUAAUAUUAGUUGUCCGAUUUGUUUGUAUCAUUACUAUUAUUAUUAUUAUUAUUAUUAUUACUAUCGAUAUUAUUAUAUUUUGUACGUGCGUAGUCUUCCUGAAUACAUUAUAUAUUAUACAAAUAUUAUUAUUAGGUCUGGUCAUAUAAUAUAAUAUUAUUAUGUUGAUAGAUGAGAUAUAAUACUGUGCUAGAGCUUCCUCCGUUAACAACCUUAUCGCGACAAUAUCGCAUACGGGAUAUUGCGGGACCGCGAUAAGUUAUAUUAUUAUUUAUUAACUAUUAUUAUUAUUAUGUAUUUUUUUUUUUACGGCCAUAACUGUUUUUAUUUUAUUUUUUACUUUUGAAAACGGAUUUUGGCUCAACUGUGUACCAACCGGACCAAUAGUAUAAUUAAUUUAUAUACCUACUAUACCUAAUUAUAUAAUAUUCAAAAACUGAGUUUUCUGUCACUGUGAUCGAGUAAUAUAAUGUGUUACACAUUAAUAUCAUGUCAAACAAUGAUAUAUUAUUAUAAUAUCGUAUUGCGUGUUUGAUCUUUAAACGAAAAUAUUUUUAAAAAGUAACGAUAAAGCCAUUAUAUUCCUCUGUAUAGCUUCGUAAAACCGUGAGCAAAUAAAAUAAUAACUAAUCUACGGUGACUAAUAAUUAUCCAUUAUUUUAAAAGAAAUUAAGAAAAUACAAUUUUAUAUACAUACAGUAUAGAAACGUAAAUUUAAAGAAGUUAGAGUAGAGAACACUUCCCGCAAGGUACAUAUUAACAUUGCAGCGUUAUGCCAUCACGGUAUAAUAAUAAUAGGUAUAUAAUAUUAUGGGCAUACACACGUUUUGCGUAAUAAUACUAUAUAUGUAUUACAUUACGGGACAGCGGAGAUUUAAACGACAAAAAUCUGUGGAAAUUCGUUUUGUUUUCCGUUUCGUCUCCACCGACAGCGUUGUCAUCCACAUUCACGUAGAACGUAAAUUCGUAAUGUUUUUGUAUUAUUUCUAACACUCGUCACACAAAUACACACUCACACACACAUGACUUACCAUUAUGUUACAUAUAUCAUAUCAGAAAAUUCAAAAUGUGACCGUGCCAUAAUAUUAUAUCGAUGUUUGCCUUCAUUACGGUUUUAUCUUUUCGCGCGAUGUGAUGUUUUAAUUAUUACUUCACACCCCCAACGAUAUCUUUUCACGUCAUUCGACCACGAUAAUCACAUAAUAUUAUUAUUCAACCCUCGACACUUCGAGGUACAUUACGGUGUCGUAGUGUCCGACAAUGAUAGCACAGAUGAUCACCGUGCGUCGACGACUCGGGAGCGUGUAGUACAGGGUCACACGAACGUCCGAAGACGAUCAAUGUGUACACGAACUAUAUUAUAUUUAAUUGUUAUUAUAGUAAUAAUAUCAUGCCGUAUAUGUACUGUAACCGGAUGCCGAUAACUGGGUAAUCGCGGUCGCCCGAAAAACCAAUAAAAAUCAUAACUAUAUAUUAUAUUAUAAUAGUGACUAUUUUUUUUUUUAUUAUUGUUAUAAUUUUAUGCACACAUCGCUUGCGGUAUGGCCUUCCUCUUGUGGUGUUGUGCAUACAGUCCUCCUUUACAUUAUUAUUUUCUAUUAUUAAAAGUGUUGUUAACAUUACUAUUAUUAUUAUUAUUAUUAUUAUUAUUAUUAUUAUUAUUAUUAUUAUUAUUACGAUUAUGUUUUUUAUGUUAAUUGUAUCCCCCCUCCCCGCGAUAUAGGUACAUAUUAUUUUAUUAUUAUAUAAUUCGAUUUCGAAUAUUAUUAUUGUUUGUUAAAAUGACUCGUUUAUUUUUAUGUUAUUUCAGAAGACUCUACAAUAGUUAAGGAAAAAAAUUAAAGUUGUCUCUUAAAAGUACGUGGAAUUUAUGUAUCGGAACAAAAUAUCGAUUAUAUUAUUAUGUACCUUUGGUUAUUUUUUAUGGAAUUAAAAACACAACAAAUUUGGGAUGGUAUUUGCAUAAUGUUAAAUUAUAUGAUUUAGGCUGCAUAUUAUAUAGUUAUUGGAUUAAUUUAUUAUAACCCUUAUUAUAUUAUUGACUUUUGUAAAAGACAAAUGAAAUAAACAUAUUAUGUUACUGUAAA